Polyodon spathula (Mississippi paddlefish) is the source of this 2449-nucleotide messenger RNA. RefSeq names its product cAMP-responsive element-binding protein-like 2. Gene Ontology annotation, biological process: regulation of DNA-templated transcription. The record is from RefSeq and is a predicted model, not a curated record. The transcript is spliced from 4 exons. NCBI's taxonomy places the organism in Eukaryota, Metazoa, Chordata, Actinopteri, Acipenseriformes, Polyodontidae. Gene Ontology annotation, cellular component: nucleus. The coding region runs from base 215 to 577 and encodes 120 amino acids. Gene Ontology annotation, molecular function: DNA-binding transcription factor activity.
AAUGAAGGAUUGUUGUUUUUCUGUAAGAAUAUUCAACCUUUUUACGCUGUGCGGAUCUCUGAUCUAAUCAUAUUUUACACAUACUACAUCGCUAGUCUCUGUGUGGUCAGUUUUUUUUGUUACUAUUAAAAAUAUAUUUAACAUUUUUGCUGUUGACUAAAUUAGAAUUCGCUGCCUGGCCUGGUUUAGAUAAGAAUUGAAACUGGGCUCCAAAAUGGAUGACAACAAGAUGGUGGGAGGCAAAGUGAAGAAGCCAGGAAAGCGAGGUCGUAAACCAGCCAAAAUCGACCUAAAGGCGAAAUUAGAGAGGAGUCGUCAGAGUGCACGGGAAUGCAGGGCAAGGAAGAAGCUACGCUACCAGUACCUGGAGGAACUGGUCUCCAGCAGAGAGAGAGCUAUCUGCGCACUUCGAGAAGAGCUGGAAAUGUACAAGCAGUGGUGCUCUGCAAUGGAUCAGGGUAAGAUCCCAUCAGAAAUCAAGGCACUGUUGACAGGGGACGAGCAUAACAAAGCACCACAAAGCACAAGCAAGCCACCCAAAAAUGGAAAGAAUAAUGGAAACAACAAUGGUCCAUAAGGAAGAUGUUUUUCUUAAAGGAAUUGAAGAAAGAUUCUUGCAUAUGCAGUAUGUGGGUUAAAAAAAAAAGGCAACAUGCUUCCAUAUUUUAUAUUAGAAAAAAAAAUAUAUAUAUGGGAUAAUGCAAUGUCUACUAUCUUUAGUAGAUUGCAUGGUAAUGAGUUUAAUGCUGCUGAAAUUUGAAAUGUUGUCAUUUAUUGUGUCCUGCUAUAAUGAAUGUGAUUUAAAAGGAGUAUUUGUUACUGUUUUAAGAGCCUGGUUUUGGUAAUUCAUAGGUACCCUCCAGCUAUCUAAAUAUGGACACCUCUGUAUUACUAGCUGUUUCUUUCAUUUUCACUAAAUAAUAAUAACAAGGUGAAAAGAGGUGUUACUAUCAUCUGCUUUUUAGAUCGUUAAAGUAGACCCAUGCAGUGAGUGUAAAGCUGCUCUUCUGAAUGUACCACAUUGCUUACAGAUCCGUUAGCUUUUCCCCAUGUACCUGUGAAGUUUUCCUCUCAAGAUCAUUUGGUCAACUUUUGACUACUACAAGAUAGCUUGAUCUAAUAUAAAUGGUAAACAGCUAGGUUCAUAUUAUUGAAUAAAAUACACCUCCACGUUGCUGUCUUAGUUCAAACAGUAGCAAUUUGAAAUAUUUCUUUAACGGGGAUAGGUGGUGCUGUGCCUUUUGAAAAUAUAAGUAAGGUAACACUUAUGAUUAUAUUAUAUUGUUCAAAAGUUUGAAGCAUUCCAAAACAGUUUAACUCUCUUGUGUGGUCUGUUUGGGGCUGUAGUAAAAAAAAAUAAACCCACAAAUGACUGUAUAUUUAUGUAGAGGGCAGGAUUUGACCACAAUUUCUGGUACCUAUUGUUACACAAUACUUCCCUUGCAAACGAACAUAUCUGAUUUCAUUGACGUCACCAGUAACUGAUCAGUAGCACCCUGCUACUGAUUUGAUAUCAGUGUGAUACCAUUGGUAUGCUAAAAUAUGAAAAUGUUAGCAAUGUCAUUGUUCUACCAUUGAAUGAUAGCACACAAAGAAAAAGUGUUUUGAUAGUAACUAUUGUAUUGUCAGACAAUGACCAUUCAAGAUAAUUUGAUAAGUCAUGGCUAAAAUAAGCCGUGUUGUUUUGGAAUGCUUGAACAGUCUUUUUUUAACAGGCGGGAUUGCACGAGUAGGAUUCUCUGUAUUUGCUGUUUGAUCCAGUACAUGCAUUUAUAUUGUGGCUUUAGAAUACUUUGAUUUUGAUGUCAAUGUGUGUAUCAUUUUUUGUUUUUGUGUGGUUAAUGGUAAAAUGUUAAUGCACUUUUCAGCGUUUUGAGUACUGUAUUUAUGUUAACAUAAAUGUAUUUUUAUAUUGAUUGUACUUUAUAUCAAAGAGAGGACUCUUGUUUUAUGCUUUGUAUUCUUUCCUGAUGCCUUGAUCCAUUACAGUAGAGCUGUGGUCUGCGUCUGAGUAAAAGAAGACCUUUUCUGUGUAGAGAAUAGCCUCAUUGCUUCCUCUUGGGGGUUGUGUAUAAAGGGAAUGGUGGUUGUUCCGUUGCUCUUCAAUCUUGCAGUUUUGUUAUAAGACCAACUGAUCCAGUAUUUUUUUGGGAGAUUAACGUUACAAACCAUUUACACAUGAGUGUACAAUUACUUAAAAUAAUCCUGGGUAUCUGGUCAGAUUACUGUAUUGGGUGCCCCAAAAGUGCUGAAAUUGAACCACUGCUAAACUGAUUUAUCCACAUAAAAAAGAAUGGUACAUAUGUUAUUUGAAUUGAUGUGCCCCGUUCACAGAAUAUCAUACAUCUAUUUAAGUUGUCAGAUGUUUUUGAUAAACUUAAUAAAGUUUGGUAUACAUUUGGAACUUAUUCUAGUUUUUCUAAAAACUCUUUAACCAUAAACACUGAAA